Molecule: messenger RNA, 618 nt
Organism: Darwinula stevensoni
Lineage: Eukaryota; Metazoa; Arthropoda; Ostracoda; Podocopida; Darwinulidae
Source: the annotation of a GenBank genome assembly
AUGCCCUUGAAUGCCUUUAGAAAGAACUCCAGCGGUAUCUCAUUGUAUCAUCUCCUGCGUACUCCAAUUAUAGCUAUCUCCGAGGAGAAAAAAGAGGUCGUCAUCCCUCUGAGUAAGCCUCAAUCUUCCGUCGCGUCGAAACGCUUCCGAUCGGACGAGAAGCGAUCCACGUGGAAUAAUCUCCUUCUUCGGGAGGAUCCCUCUCCACGCAGAGAUCCUGAAAGAUUUCCGGAUCCAGGUCCUGGAAGGCCAUCCCGUCCUUGCACUCUCCGCCGAUUCGAUUCAAGAAGAACGAGCCGAGUACCACCCAGGCCAUGCUGCAACCGCACUCGAUCGGAUUAUCUGAAAGGCAAAGAAGAGACGCCAAGCACAGCUCAGUUGAGUGUCUUAGAAGUGUCCAAUCUACCUGAGAAUAGGACUUCCGUCGUGAUCAAGAAUCGACUCAAGCAUCUGUCCCUGAACUGUGGUGGAAAAGUUUUGCAUGUCAAUGAUGGAACUGCAUUAUUGAAAUUCUCAUCACCAGACAUUGCAGAAAGGGUAGCGGUUCUCAAACUUGUCUUCGUAUUGGCACACUUUUCAGAUGGUGAGGUAUUGGCAGCACCCCUGCAAAUUCACUGA